Epinephelus moara (kelp grouper) is the source of this 1556-nucleotide messenger RNA. RefSeq names its product FAM3 metabolism regulating signaling molecule C (gene fam3c). The coding region runs from base 138 to 824 and encodes 228 amino acids. The transcript has 10 exons. The record is from RefSeq and is a predicted model, not a curated record. NCBI's taxonomy places the organism in Eukaryota, Metazoa, Chordata, Actinopteri, Perciformes, Serranidae.
UACCUCAACCUAUCUCUAGCUGUCAUCACACGAAUCACCGUUAUCAGUGUAGUAGAUAUUGAACCACACCGGGACCCGUUGUUACAGUGGGAAUUAAACAGGUCGUUAGCUGUGGACAAAGUAGCUGCACCCUCGCUAUGAUGUUCAGGGCUGGCGGUGUGUUGAAGCUAGCAGCGCUCAUCUCUGCCUUCCUCCUCGCUGUGUUUCUGGCUUUCCAGCUGCUGGAGAUCAACCUGGACUUCAAACUGGGCAAUGUGAUUUCAAGAUCUGUGCCAGCGAGUGAAGGCUCCAUGAAGCCGGUCAGGUACAAGUGCGGGCUGUCCAAGGCAUGUCCCGCCGGACACUUCGCCUUCAAGAUGGCGAGCGGAGCGGCCAGCGUGGUGGGGCCCCGAGUCUGCCUGGAGGACAAAUUUUUAAUGAGCAGCGUGAAGAACAACGUUGGGAGAGGAAUCAACAUCGCCCUGGUCAAUGGGAGAACAGGGGACGUUAUCAAGACAGACUUUUAUGAUAUGUGGGCAGGAGAUGUGGCUCCCUUCAUUAAAUUCCUGAAGGAAAUAGAAGAAGGGACGAUCGUGAUGAUGGCCUCGUUUGACGAUCCCUCGACAAAACUCAAUGAUGAAGCCAGGAAGCUCAUCGCUGACCUGGGAAGCUCGGCUGUCAAUAACUUGGGCUUCAGAGAUAACUGGAUCUUUGUCGGAGGGAAAGGCAUCAAGACCAAGAGUCCGUUUGAGCAGCAUAUAAAGAACAGUGCCGACACCAACAAAUUUGACGGAUGGCCCGAGGUGCUGGAGAUGGAGGGCUGCGUGCCUCAGAGGCAGGACUGAUCCGUCGACCACCCACGUCUCCUCCGGGCCCUUUUCCUCCUGACAUUCCUGUUCUCAUGAGACCUCCUACUGGUUACACUUUUUUUGGGCUGAGAAAGGUCAUUUUUACAGCUCUCACGCCAGAGUUUGUUUUUCAGCUGUAUCGACUAGAGCAAAAGACAUUAGCAGGAAAGUGGAGCCAUCGUGAACCUGAGCAGGAAGUGAAGCCUGGACUUCCUCUCACACCUCUUCUUCUGUUGGGAUACAUGACGUAGAUGCUUUAUCGGUGCUUGUAAUUGACAGUAGCAGGUAGAGAGCGCUGAUUUAAAGGGACUUGCCUUUGAUUAUUGGCAUACUAUCACUCCUUGUAUCAAUAAGGCCCACAGACAUAGCUGUGAUAGAGUUUUGCAUUAUUGCACUGUUGCUGUUGGAAAUGGAAGUCAUAGCCCAGAUUUCCGUGAGGGCUAAGUUUCCAUUACCCGUUUCCUGCCUUAAUCCAACUAUCCUUAUUCCCAGUUUUUAUCAACUCGAGUUCUUUAUGAGUUUGUGAUUCUGUUUGUUUCUUUCAGAGUUAAGUUUAUUUUGAGAAAAUUAUUAAUAACAGGAGUUAAAGUCCUGCUAUUAUAACCAAAUGUACCAAAUUCACUGUGAAAUUUGUAAAUAUUUCUUUAGAGGAGGAUUUCAGAAUUCAAAGAUCCUAAUUUAAUGAACAUUGUAAUAAUAUAAUUUCUUAAAAUAAAUGAUAUUAGUGAA